Menidia menidia (Atlantic silverside) is the source of this 315-nucleotide messenger RNA. The record is from the annotation of a GenBank genome assembly. NCBI's taxonomy places the organism in Eukaryota, Metazoa, Chordata, Actinopteri, Atheriniformes, Atherinopsidae.
AUGGCGAGGAAGAUGAAGGACACGGACAGCGAGGAGGAGAUCAGGGAGGCCUUCAGGCUGCGUCACGUGAUGACGAACCUGGGAGAGAAGCUGACGGACGAAGAAGUGGACGAGAUGAUCCGGGAAGCUGAUAUCGACGGGGACGGACAGGUCAACUACGAAGAGCAGGAAAAGGAGGAGAACGGCGGCGUAACCACGGCAACGCCACCGGCCAAUCAGAUGCUGCGUCUAACCGGUUUGACUCUGACCGGGCAGCUCAAAGUGGAGUGGCAGCUCUACAUACCAGACUUACAUCCUCUGCCCCCAAUCAGCUGA